AUGCUGGACAUGUACCAGUUCCCAGGCGACGACACGCCCUUCAUCAAGGGCUCGGCGCUCAAAGCCUUGAACGGAGACACCGGGGACUACGGGGUGCCGGCCAUCAAGCAGUUGAUGGAAGCUGUGGACAGCCACUUCCCAGAUCCUGCGAGGGAUGUUGACAAGCCCUUCCUGAUGGGCAUUGAAAGUGUCAUGGCCAUCACAGGAAAGGGAACGGUGGCCACCGGCCGAAUCGAGCGCGGGAUUGCGAAGACCGGAGACACCAUCGAGAUCGUUGGUGUGAAGGACAAGCCAAUGAAGGCCACCAUUGCAGGGAUCGAGAUGUUUCACAAAACCCUGGAUGAAGGACAGUCCGGUGACCAGUGCGGUGUCAUGUUGAAGGGUGUCAAAAGAAAUGAGAUCCAACGAGGGCAGGUGCUUUGUGCGUCGGGCACGGUGAAGACGUACUCAAAGUUCGAUGCAGAUAUCUACGUCCUGAAAGAGGAUGAGGGAGGUCGAAAGAAACCUUUCUUCUCCAGCUACAGACCACAGGCAUUCAUUAGAACUGCGACCGUUACAGUGGAAGUGCAGUUGCCAGACAGCGUUGAAAUGGCCAUGCCAGGCGACUCACUGUCCAUUAGCCUCAACACAGAGAAGCCCAUGGCUUUGGAGGAGGGGCUUCGCUUCGCUCUGCGCGAAGGUGGUCUCACGGUUGGUUCAGGUAUCAUUACCAAGUGCCACUGA
Messenger RNA from Cladocopium goreaui, 723 nucleotides. NCBI's taxonomy places the organism in Eukaryota, Dinophyceae, Suessiales, Symbiodiniaceae. The record is from the annotation of a GenBank genome assembly.